Chondrus crispus (carragheen) is the source of this 2010-nucleotide messenger RNA. Its product is annotated as putative glycosyl transferase family GT77 cell wall biosynthesis. Gene Ontology annotation, cellular component: Golgi apparatus. The transcript has a single exon. Gene Ontology annotation, molecular function: glycosyltransferase activity. The record is from RefSeq and is a predicted model, not a curated record. The coding region runs from base 1 to 2010 and encodes 669 amino acids. NCBI's taxonomy places the organism in Eukaryota, Rhodophyta, Florideophyceae, Gigartinales, Gigartinaceae.
AUGGGAGACUUUCGUUUCUUUUUCCGUCGUCGACACGACCGUGGUAGGCUUUUCUCAUUCGCUAUUUCUUCGACCCUUGUACUUAUAUGCCUAGCUUGUCUUUCCACAUUUCUAUUUCAAGGAAAGCUCUCUCGCGGCGCUGGGAAAUGUAAAGAUUCAUGGAUAUCGCUCCCUCACAAAAGUCCAGAUGUCAUGUUCAUUUCAAUUGUGGCCUCUGAUUCUAUCGUUCACUCUCUUGUCGGUGUCAAUGAGCUUCAAAUCGAAGAUCAGAACUGUGUGUAUCGUCUCUACACGAGCUCAGAGCGGGUUCAUGCUCAAUUUUCCAGAGAAUACGAUGGGCUAUGCGUCCUAAAGCAAAAGAAGUGCGCUGUCGACGUUCGACUUCAAAGCGGUAUGCGGAUGUGGGGUGAUAUCACCCUCGAUGACGUUCCCAAGAGCACCGCUGUCGUUUUCCUCAGGGACGGUAUCAAGUUUACGACCCGUGCAAUGGAUUGGUUGAAGCUUGCGCACGUCGGAAUUGACAAGUACUACACAGCCGGCGGACGAAGGGAGUAUGUCGGAGCAGCGAUUGGCUGCCAUGGGGAAAUGUCGCUUUCACCAUGGUGGUCGCAUGUCGUUGGGCCUUUGAAUACAACGUGCGCAUUUUCUCCGUCGCGAACGGGUCGAGAGGAUAUGUGGGCAUUUUUUUCGCAGUGGUUCAAAUCAAGAAGGCGGGAGUGGAUUAGCUGGCCUCAUAUUUGGGAAGAAGACAUGUCUGUCCCCACAUUUCGGCGGGGAGAGUCGAAUUCCAAGCAAGAUAGGAAACUAAUCAAGUAUAGCACACGCGUGGGGAAGAAUUACGGGUAUGUAGGAAACCCUUAUCUCCUGUGGGAGAGAUGGUUUACUAGGUGGGCAGCGAGCUACACAAUGCGUGUUAUUUCAGCAGAGUCAAACUUGGGUAUACGCCUCCCUGGUGCGGCGCCUGGGACAGAUAAGGAUGGCAUUUCUGCUGCGUCAGACGAAAGCGCAAAGAAGAUACUCUCAACGCAGUACGGGGACAGCGUGAGAAUUGGGUCGGUUUGGUACGAACCGUUCGACGCAGAGUUUGGCAAGCGCUACUUUGAAGCUUUGCAAAGUAUCGUUGCUGAACGCCCAACCAUGGUAUCGAUUGCAGUGAUCAGUUCACAAGUUUUGGAGUUGACGAAGAGCUGGUUGUGCAACGUGAAGCAGGCAGGCUUUGAGCCACCGCACAUCUUCUGGAUCACCUUCGAUAAAGAAUCAAAAACCGUACUCGAUGCAUCUGGUGUUGGGCGUACUAUAGAUAUUACGGACGCGUUGUCGCCGGAGAACAUGGAUAGCGUACAUAUUCUCGACGGGCAGCCCGCGUACUGGAAAAUGAUGUUGAUGAGGGCGCGGCUGAUUCGAGACUUGCUGGACAGAGGGAUUGAUGUGUUUCUGUUCGAAACGGACCAGAUAUGGCUUCAAGAUCCGUUCAUACGCAUAGGUAAAGAGGUGCAUGCAGGGGCCGACGUGGUUGGGACGCUGGACUCAGAACAGAAGAUAGCAGGAAGCAUGCUAUUGUUAAGAGCACUAUUGUCGACAAGACGAUUAUGGGGCGAGGUGUAUCACCGGUUUCGACUAUCGUACGAUGAAAUGCAGAUUGAGACAAAAGAUAUUCAUUCGCAAUCAAUUGUCGCACAUGAUGAAACUCAGCUAAGCGCUCUGCUGCUCUUCGAACGGGAUUUUACGCAGGACUUUCCGGUGGCUCUUGGUUUACUCGACAAGCAAGCCUUCGUUGAGGGAUCAUGGUACACGGGGACGUACACGAAUGAGGAUGCGAAGCGACCUGUGACGAUUAGCAACAACUUUGUCUCUGGAGCAGAGGCGAAGAAGUCACAGGCGCAGGAGUUCGGACAUUGGUUUUUGAAGAGAGAUAAUAUAACGUGCGACCAGGUUUCAGUGAGGAAGGCUCUGCGGUAUGAAUUUUUGCAGAUGCCGGGACGUUGGCACAAAGAGGCAGAGGGAGAUUGA